AUGACAAAUAGUAGUUCAUCAUCAACAUCUCUACCAAAUUUAAAUAGUAAUAAUAGUAGUAGCAAUAUAUUAGAUAGUGUAGCGAGUAAUAUAUAUAUAUUUGAUAGUAUUCAUAUAAAUAACGAUGUAAAAGAAUAUAGAGUAACAAGAAAGAGUAAAACUAUAAUAUAUCCUUUCGAUUAUAUCUUAUAUAUCAUACUGGCAUUACAUAUAUUCUAUUUAGUUAUAAACGAUUACUUUGUACUCAAUUCAUUUAUGUUUAUAUUAUUAUCGAUCGUUAUUAUCAUACGUUUAUUUUUAAAGUUAUUUAUUGUUAGAGAAGAAUCACUUACAGUUAUCAGAGAACUAGGUGUACAACUGAGAAAGAAAUAUUAUUUCAUUGGCGAAUCCACCAGAUUUAUCGAAAAACCGAAAAUACAAUCGAUCAUCAUCAACGAAGGUAUAUCAAGAUACAGAGUUACAUUUUAUAUGGCAUUUCUUGUAGAAGGAAAACAAAAAAUGGUUUUAGCAUUCGAUGAUCUGAUACCAAGAAUCAACGUACUUUUGAAAAUAUAUAGAGGUACCAGAUCUUUGAUGUAUGGUGAACCAGAAGAAUAA
Molecule: messenger RNA, 597 nt
Organism: Heterostelium album PN500
Lineage: Eukaryota; Evosea; Eumycetozoa; Acytosteliales; Acytosteliaceae
Gene: pigH
Product: PIG-H family GPI synthesis protein
Exons: 2
Coding region: 1-597 (198 amino acids)
Biological process (GO): GPI anchor biosynthetic process
Cellular component (GO): glycosylphosphatidylinositol-N-acetylglucosaminyltransferase (GPI-GnT) complex
Source: RefSeq, a predicted model, not a curated record